Molecule: messenger RNA, 1044 nt
Organism: Stegastes partitus (bicolor damselfish)
Lineage: Eukaryota; Metazoa; Chordata; Actinopteri; Pomacentridae
Product: low choriolytic enzyme-like
Exons: 9
Coding region: 1-1044 (347 amino acids)
Biological process (GO): proteolysis
Molecular function (GO): zinc ion binding; metalloendopeptidase activity
Source: RefSeq, a predicted model, not a curated record
AUGGUGAGAAACCAGAACCUCAGUCUGCUGCAGGGCGCUGCGGUCCGGUACCAGACCAGGGACAAGGUGACGGUUGUUGUGAUGCUGAAGCUUGCAGCUCAGGAGGACGGGAUCAGCAGGGCGAAGCAGUACAUGGACUCAGACCCGGAGACGCUGCAAGAGCUGAUGUCGAAGGACUUGGCCCUGCUGGAGGGAGACAUGGUUCUAUCGAGCGACAGGAACGCUGUGAACAACCGGUGGCCGACCAAGAAGAUCCCGUACGCCAUCAGCUCAGAUCUGGGUAAGGAGCCGAGCCGGCGCCGUCGGUUGAUGCUCGAUGGAGUCGCUGCUUCACAGUCGCUUUGUUUUCCAGUCGGCCGCACUGACGACAUCCUCGUUGCCUUGGCGAUGGUGUCCAAGCACACCUGCGUGACCUUCCACCAGAGAACCACGGAGGCCGAUUACCUGUUCUUCAAACCCAGCACAGGCUGCGCGUCCUUCGUGGGCUUCAGGGGCGGCAAGCAGCCGGUGUUUGUGGCGCCGCCGUGCAUCGUGGGAAACAUCGUCCACGAGGUCCUUCACGCUCUGGGCUUCCACCACGAGCACACGAGGACGGACCGCGAGCGCUACAUCACCAUCCUGUCCAAAAACAUCAUGCCAGGGAUGGAGAGCAACUUCAAAAAGUAUUCGGGCCAAACCUUUGACCUCCCGUACGACACCACGUCCAUCAUGCACUACGGCAGCGGGUUUUUUUCGUCCAACGGUCUGCCCACCAUCGUCGCCAACGACGACGUGAAGGGGAUGGGACAGAGGGCGAAAAUGACCGAGAACGACAUCCAGAGAGUCCGAAAGCUUUACGACUGUGACUCUCUGAAACAUGAAACCGAAGGAGAAGCGAAGCAGCACGACGACGGAAACCCAAACAUGGCCUCCGACCUCGGCGCCGCCAACAGAACCGAGCCGAGCGACGUCUCCGGACCGGCCGUCACCGUGACUCCUGCCGCCUCGCUGCAGCAGCUCAACUCCACCAGCAGGCGGCGCAGCAACACCACCGAGCCGCUCUGA